Messenger RNA from Rhagoletis zephyria (snowberry fruit fly), 2842 nucleotides. RefSeq names its product achaete-scute-like protein asense (gene ase). Gene Ontology annotation, biological process: regulation of transcription by RNA polymerase II; developmental process. Lineage: Eukaryota; Metazoa; Arthropoda; Insecta; Diptera; Tephritidae. The record is from RefSeq and is a predicted model, not a curated record. Gene Ontology annotation, molecular function: DNA-binding transcription factor activity, RNA polymerase II-specific; RNA polymerase II transcription regulatory region sequence-specific DNA binding; protein dimerization activity.
CACAAGCAAAGCAGCAGCUGUCCUACCAACAGGAUCAGUCAGAACACUCACCUCGCGCACCAACAAACGUGAGUGCACAAACGAAGCAUAGAAGUAGCUCUAGCAACCGCCGAAGCGGCAGCGGCAGUCAAGUCAAACGAAAAUUUCGGUUGUAUUUUGUAAAAAUUUUCAAGUCGAAACGGUGUAUUCGUAAACGGGCCAGCGAACGUGCUGGUUGUGGCGGGAAAAUAGAGACAAAACAACAAAAAAUAAUAAAUUUUAGCGAGGCAGAUCAACUAAAAUCGAGUACGAACCAACCGAUUGUUUGUAUACAUAAUAUAUUCAUCUGCAAGUGAAAGACAUAAUCGACGUGCAGGCGCGCUAAUUAGCAGCUACGCUUUAAGUGGCGCCUACUCGGCCUACUUAUGGCACUGAGUAUACUCAGCUACAACCUGCCGCAAGGCUUGAAGAUGAGCGCCAACAAUAAUAGCAGCAGCAACCUUUGUGCCAGUCCGCCCACUGGCGAUGAGAAUUUGCUCAAUAAUGGAGGAGUUGUAGUAGGAAACGGGCGUACAACCAUCAGCCUUGGCAAGUCUUUUAGCCGUAUAACCAUGCAAAAUGUGCUGAGCGAGAGCAGCGGUAAUGCGCUGAAUAUCACCAAUAACGGCAAUGUCAAUACCAUCGUACGCAAGAUCAAGGAUUUCGGCAUGUAUGGCAGCGUAAAUAAUGCGGGCACGCUCAGCGCUACAAUUGGUGUGCGCAAGCGCACCGCCAACGAGAUGGCUGUGAUGAAGUCAAUUGAGAAGGCAGAAGGUGAAAGUAAAGCUGAGAAACCUAAGGUGCCCAGCAAGCGUCCAAAGGUCGUCAAUAAGGAUGAGAAUGCACGCGAAAAGACGCCUAAGAAUGCUACCAAUAAAGUGGCAGCUACAAGCGCGAAUCGCUUAAAGCCCAACACGCCCGGUGCGAAGAAACCCGCUGGCACUCCGGGACGCAAAGGUCUGCCGCUGCCACAGGCGGUGGCGCGCCGGAAUGCGCGUGAACGCAAUCGCGUCAAGCAAGUGAACAACGGUUUCGCAGCACUACGUGAGCGCAUACCCGAAGAGGUGGCCGAGGCGUUCGAGGCACAAGGCAAUGGGCGUGGCACCGUGAAGAAACUGAGCAAAGUGGAGACGCUGCGCAUGGCUGUCGAGUACAUACGCAGCUUGGAGCGCCUACUCGGCUUUAACUUCCCCAUCGGCAGCGAUCGUGGCUUAUCACUGAUGCAUGGCGGUUCAUCGAGCGAUGACAGCUUCACUUUCAUCAAAGACGAAUUCGAUGCGCUUUCGCCGCCGCUUGACGACACAAAUUUUGACGAUACCUUAAGCAACUACGACGUGGACGAGUAUUUAAAUAACACAAACUUUGGCAAUCAAUCGAUCUCACAACCGACCGCCGACGCGACUGAUGCGGACGCCUACGAAUUUGACUUGCUACCGAACCUAACGACCAUCAAUGGCAUGCAGUAUAUACGCAUACCGGGCACCAACACCUAUCAGCUGCUCACCCCAAAUGCACUCUUCAUGGGCAAUGCACCGCACUCGCCGCCAAACUCCAGCCUUGAUGAUGAGUCCUUUCAGGCUUUAAUCGACACUAAUUGCCUAAGUCCUGCAGCAACAACAUCAUCGCCACAUAUUUCGCCGUCGUUGUCUGCAACAUCAAUUAACGCUGCACCUGCCGCGAUGGCGGACGCAUUACAACGGCACCCUGCUGGGCCCGCGCCGACCGAUGGGGAGACACGCGAAGAAUGUGUAAAUGUAGCGGUUGCCGGCGCAUUAUCGCGAUCGCCAGUGCAAUCAUCCCCAACGAUGCGUUCAUCAUUACAUCAGCAGCAGCGGGAGCAGCAAGAGCGGGUGCAACAACUGUGUCAGCCACAAACACCAACGCAAGGGUCAGCCAACUUAUCACCUGCCGAUAAUGAUACACUUUUAUUACAGGCGUGUGCCACAACGACGGCCACCGCUGAUGAUGGCGAUGGCAAUGAAGACGAUGCAAACGAACGCCGCCGCCAACAACAGUUUGUGGCACUGGCAACCCCUACAACGUUGUCGCUGCAGUCGCCGCACGCGAUUAAGCAGGAAUUCAAUGAUACAUUAACGGACUUUGUUCCCUCGAAUGUGUCGCCUUCAUCCGCGAAGAAUUUGUCUGCGGGCGGCGCAAUGUUAUUCCAACAACAAUUGCAGGAACGUUUAUUACUUAGCCACGCGCCGUUGUCCACAAUGUCACCGCCGUCGGAACGUUGCAGUUCACGAGCCACGCCAACGAACGUGGCGACGGCCCCAAUGAUGGUAUUUGUGCCCACCGGCGCAACAACGCCAACCACAACCGGACUGCCAUCAUUCUAUGGCACUGAUGCGGACAAUUCUUAUUACGAAAACACGAAUAUCAUUUUGAAGAAGGAGUACAACAACGCUCUGCUUGAUGCGGUCGCAACUGUGGCAGCAAAUGAGACGUUAGUCGGGCUGCCCGACGAGAAUAUUAUCGAGGUGUUGGAUUGGUGGGAGGCGCAUACGCCAAAAUCAGAUGGGGGUGGUGGUGUGCUGCUGUAGAAAUGGCACUGCUCAGCUGUUGAUGGCACGAUGGGGGUGAAUGGGUGGGAAAUCUAUUUGUAAAAGUUCGCAUUUUUUUGCGAAAAUUGUUGAUGACGCUUACAUUUUUCGAAAAUGGCACCAGUUAGUUAUACGAUAAGAAGUAAUAUAUUUUAUACUUAAAAACAUGCAUUUAUUGAAAUAUAAGCGAUUGAUUGUAAAUAUACUACUUUCCCUUUUUUUUAGUUAAUACUAGUGUUGUAAACAGUAAACGAAGCAAAACAAACAUUUACUUUAAG